GCUAUAACCCGCACACAGAACACCGUACAAGCCACGUGAUCCACGAGCGCGCACGGUCAUAGCAAGUCUCGUCACCGCACCAGCUCUCGCCUCCUCGAUCGCCAUGGCCGUCGCCGCAGCCGACGCGCGCGAGGUGCUUCCUGGCGCGGGGCGCGACCACGUGGUGGUCUUCCCGCUCAUGGCCAAGGGCCACACGCUCCCGCUCCUCCACUUCGCCGCGGCGCUCGCCGUGCACCAUGGGGACGAACUCCGCGUUACGGUCCUCACCACCCCGGGAAACGUCGCCUUCGUGCGCCGCCGCCUCCCGGCGCCCGUCCGCAUCGUCGCGCUCCCGUUCCCCGCGCACCCGGAGCUGCCGGCUGGCGUCGAGUCCACCGACGCGCUCCCCUCGCGGUCGCUAUUACCGGCGUUCCUGCGCGCCACGGCGCUGCUCCGGGAGCCCUUCGCGGGGUACCUGGCCUCCCUCCCCUCUCCGCCGCUCGCACUCGUCUCCGACUUCUUCCUCGGGUUCACGCAGCGCGUGGCGAGCGAGGCCGGCGUCCGCCGAAUCACGUUCCACGGCAUGUCGGCCUUCUCCCUGGCCCUCUGCUUCUCCCUCGCGAUCAAAACGCCUCCGGCCGCGAGCGUCCACGACGGCGUCCCCUUCCGCGUGCCGGGAUUCCCGGAGAGCGUCACGAUCACAGCGGACGAGGUCCCGCAAGCUGUGGCGCAGGCGGCCGACGUCGACGACCCGGUGACCCGGUUCUUGGCCGACGAGGUCCGCGACUGGGACUACCGCAGCUGGGGCGUCCUGGUGAACAGCUUCGCAGCGCUAGACGCGGACUACGCCGCGAUCCUCGAGUCGUUCUAUCUCCCCGGGGCGCGCGCCUGGCUCGUCGGCCCGCUGUUCCUCGCCGCCGCCGAGUCGUCCGAGGGCGACGACGACCCGGAAGGCUGCCUCCCGUGGCUCGACGAGCGGGCGGGGCGUCCCGGGUCGGUGGUGUACGUAUCCUUCGGCACGGAGGUCCACGUCAGCGCCGCGCAGCUCGACGAGCUCGCGCGAGGGCUGGUGGACUCCGGCCACGCCUUCCUCUGGGGCGUGCGGUCCAACGCGUGGGCGCCACCGGUGGACCCGGGGUCCGACGGUAAGAUUGUCAGGGGGUGGGUCCCGCAGCGCCGCGUGCUGGCGCACCCGGCUGUGGGAGGGUUUGUGAGCCACUGCGGCUGGAACUCAGUGCUGGAGAGCCUCGCCGCCGGCCGGCCGAUGCUGGAGUGGCCCGUGAUGGCCGAGCAGGCCGCGAACGCGAAGCACGUGGCUGACAUCAUCGGCGCCGGCUUCCGCGUGGGGACGAAGACCAGCGGCUCAACGGCCGCGGCGGAGGCGCUAGUCGGCAGGGCGCAGGUGGCGGAGAAGGUCCGGGAGCUCAUGGACGGCGGCGAGGCGGGGCGGAGGAUGCGCGCCAGGGCCGAGCACGUCCGGCAGGCGGCGCGGGCAGCUGUUGGCGAGGGCGGGACGUCGCGGCUGGCGCUGCGGCAGCUGGUGGAUGAGCUGCAGAGCAGCCACGACGGCGGCGACGGCCGGCGGAGCGAUCAACAGUACGAGUAAUGCCAGUAGCAAUCGUCAAACGUGUCGAUGGCGCGGCAGGGCCCAUGCAUGGGCGAGGGCGAUGGAGAUUUCGCAUGAGCCCACAGGCCACAGCCACAGAUCACUGGCGCAGUUCAAAUCGUUUGUUGUUUUUUUCCAUGGGCGUAGCCGGGCAGAGGGUUACCUAUUUAUAUUAAAAUAAGUGAGUUGCUAAUUUUCCAUGGAAACAAGUAUAUAUUUUACUCGAUAACAACAACAGUUAAAU
Molecule: messenger RNA, 1829 nt
Organism: Phragmites australis (common reed)
Lineage: Eukaryota; Viridiplantae; Streptophyta; Magnoliopsida; Poales; Poaceae
Product: UDP-glycosyltransferase 73B4-like
Exons: 1
Coding region: 104-1585 (493 amino acids)
Molecular function (GO): UDP-glycosyltransferase activity
Source: RefSeq, a predicted model, not a curated record